This is a messenger RNA of Musca domestica (house fly), 984 nucleotides long. RefSeq lists its product as uncharacterized. The transcript has a single exon. The coding region runs from base 1 to 984 and encodes 327 amino acids. Lineage: Eukaryota; Metazoa; Arthropoda; Insecta; Diptera; Muscidae. The record is from RefSeq and is a predicted model, not a curated record.
AUGCAUCGUUGCGCAUUUUUAUUGACGCUAUUGGCCGUUGCGGCCAUGGUUGCUGCAUCACCCAUCCCACACAAGAAGAACAAAGGAUUAUUGGGUAUUGGAGCAGGUGGUGGAGCUGGUGCCGGACUUGGCUUGGGACUAGAUUUGGAUUUGGGAUUGGGCCUUAAGGGCAGUGCUGGUGCCGGUGGAAAAGAUGACUCCAGCAGUGAAGAAGAUCAUGGUCAUAAGAAACAUGGACAUCGUGGUGGCUAUGGCGGUGGUUAUGCUGGCCAUAGCGGCGGUAGCAGUUUUGGCGGUGGUUUCGGUGGUGGUCAUAGUGGCGGAAGCGGAGGUAGUGCUGGGGCCAGCGGAAGUGGUUUUGGCGGCGGUCAAGGUGGCGGUCAUGGCAGCGGUAGUGGAUUUGGUGGUGGCCAAGGAGGAGGUAUUGGCGGUGGUAUUGGUUUUGGUGCCGGAUCGGGCAGUGGAGUCGGAGGGGGAAGUGGCAGCGGAUAUGGUGGCGGCCAAGGCAGUGGAUUUGGAGGCGGCCAAGGCAGUGGAUUUGGUGGCGGCCAAGGUAGUGGAUUUGGAGGCGGCCAAGGCAGUGGAUUUGGUGGCGGUCAAGGCAGUGGAUUUGGAGGCGGUCAGGGUAGCGGCUACAGUGGCGGCCAAGGCAGUGGUGUUGGAGGUGGUCAAGGCAGUGGAUUUGGUGGUGGUCAAGGAAGUGGUUUCGGUGGUGGCCAAGGCAGUGGAUUUGGUGAUGGCAGUGGCAGCGGCUACGGUGGUGGCCAUGGCAGUGGAUUUGGUGGUGGAAGUGGCAGCGGCUACGGUGGCGGUCAAGGCAGUGGAUUUGGUGGUGGCAAUGGUUCUGGCCUUGGUGGCGGUUUCGGUGCUGGAAUCGGUGGAGGUUAUGGCGCUGGCAGCAAAGGUGGCUAUGGCGGAAAUUCGGGCUCAUAUGCUACAUCUAGUGCCCAAUCGUCCGCAUCCAGUGGUAGCUACUCCCGUUGA